This is a messenger RNA of Aspergillus neoniger CBS 115656, 2058 nucleotides long. RefSeq lists its product as uncharacterized. The annotation marks the transcript as partial. NCBI's taxonomy places the organism in Eukaryota, Fungi, Ascomycota, Eurotiomycetes, Eurotiales, Aspergillaceae. Gene Ontology annotation, molecular function: protein binding. The transcript has 3 exons. The record is from RefSeq and is a predicted model, not a curated record.
AUUGUGGUUGUUCAUGACCUGGAAGGACCAGAGUUCGCCUGCGAGGAAGGGAGCGGAGAACUGAUGGCCUGGUUCGAGGAUGUUCUCAUAGCAGAUUACCCCGAAGCCCACAUUCUCAGCUUUUGCCCAAUACCAGGUGCUUUUUCUGAAACUCUACUCACAGGUCGUGGUUUUCAGACCCAGGCUUGGGAGCUGCUGAGCUCAAUCCAGCAGCAAAGAGAGGAUGAUCAUGUCACACAUGAUCUCCUAUAUUCUGAUACAACCUACCAGUCAUGGAGAAAUAAUGGUAACGCUGGAGUAUUCUAUGUAUACGGGGGUGGGAAGAUGGAAACUGCGCAGUUCACAAAAAUAUCGGCAGAAGAGACGAUGGUGACAGCUUACUUAUCUUUUGAAGAUGUCCCAUGUUUUGAGAGAACACUGUCGACCGUCAUAAGAGUGCUAAUCUAUAGGUUCCUGGUCACUGUUGCCCCCGCCUUCGAUAUCAUUCGACCCGUUCUACGCUCUUUCGGUCAAAUACCAAACUACACUGUUGAAGAGUUAUGGGUACUUCUUGGAUCAUUAUUGUCAUGUCCUGAAGUCCAAUCCAUCUAUUAUAUAAUUGAUGGAGUUGAUUUGUGCAAUGACAGCAUAACAGAUCAGUUAGAUGCACUGGUGGAGAUGGCCCAUGCCCGAAGUAUAUGCUGCAAAGUGCUUGCCACAAGCCGAACACUCAGCAAUGCAGCAUCCGGGAAAACGCCUGCAUUGAAUCUGAAUUCACUAUUAUUACAGCACGAAAACUUAAAGGAUCUCGUUCGGCGUACAAUGCGGCAGUUAUUGACGCAAACACGCAGUCUUACGGACCUUGAGCAGGUAAUUGUCAAUGAGCUUCAGGGAUCUGCAUCCCCUUCAGACAUCAACAUUCGACUGCAAGCCUUAUUACACUUCGCCAGGCCACUAAGUGUCUGCUCGAUAGAGGGGAGCCUCCAAAUUUUGCAGAAACCGCUGUCAGAGCUAUAUGCACGGAUGCUGGGCCCGCUGAAUGCUUUAAGGCCAUGGCUAGCUAUUGCUGUCUUGAUUCCCGACAGUCUGGAAGAGCAGGAGUUGCUUCGCCAACUACCUCUUGAUCUUGAGGGCGACUUGGCCCGUGCCUUGGGACCGCUCAUUGAAAUUCGCAACGGCCAACCUAUGUUUGCGAGCGAAUCCGUCAGAGAAUAUAUCCGAAGGGAGGGCACAGCAAAGUUGAAGUUGGGUACUGGUGCUCAAGCUUGCGAUCUGUUAUCGCAUGUUGAUUUGACGCGUCAUUGUCUCACAUAUCUGAAACGCUCUUUGGUGACUCAAGCGAGUCCAACCGACGAAUGUUAUAGUUUCUUGGGACAGAGCGGAAUGGAGUUCAGCGAGUACGCGGCACGAUACUGGCCUUAUCAUUACCGCGCAGAAGAAAAUAGAGAUGCUCUUACUUAUGACAUCAUAGAUUUCUUCUUACAUGACAACUGCGGAAAACGUUGGGCGGAGUGGUGGCGGAAUGUGCACUGUUUCGACAGCACAGACUCCAUUGAAUCCACCCCUCUUGCUCUUGCUGCGGAACAUGGCCUAUGCGAGGUCGUUUCUAAACUGAUAUAUCCCACCGAGGGCAAGUCUAUUUCUUCACAGGAAAUGACUGAAGCCUUAGAGGUAGCAUUACAAUUCGGUCACCUGGACGUGGCCCGCCAGUUGCUGCUCGACACGACCCCUUCGAAUAAAUCACUUACUCUUGCUAGUAGAACAGGGGCCACAGAGCUUGUCAUUGAUAUACUCACCAAGCUCGAUGUUCCAGAAUCUGUCUGUCUUAAGUCACUUCAAGUAGCAGUCAUACGUGGGCAUCUUGAAACAAUUGAUAUCUUGCUGCAGCUGCUUCCAGAUUUGUCAUCGGCUCUCCAAGAUAAUACAUAUCUGUACCUCGACACUAUUUAUUCGGGGCAGUUUCAAGUUUUGAAACACCUACUCAAUGUUGGAGGCGCACGAUUGCCAGGGGAAGUUGGGUCAAGUUUGCUUCGCUUGGCUGCCCAAAGAGGCGACAUCGAUGUCAUUCGCUUGCUUCUG